GUUGAUGACGUGUCUGCCUUGAGGAUCACAGAUUGAAAACAUCACCAGUUCCAGGACAGGACCAGCAUUACUGAGUGUGAGCUGUGGACAGGCCGGGCCAGAUUGAUGAGUGGAACGUAUUUGGUCGUAUGUUGUUUCUACGGAGGGCUGGGGUAACAACACAUUAUUCUUCCUCUUCUCUUUCUGUGUCGUGCUCGGUACCGUUAGGAGCAGGUUAGGAGGCUUGGAUGGCAAUGCGAGGACAAUGGGGACCCAUAACUUCAGUGUGGGAUAUAUGUCUGGAACAAGACAAUUUAACGUUACUUGUUAUAACGAUGUAACAUCGUGUGAUAUAUAUCACAAAACUGACCGACGUUAAAUGCGGAAAACAUCGUCUUGAAAAGCGGGCGACGUUAUAAGGAACUGAUGGGAACUGUUCAUAGCUAACGUUAACUUCACGUUAGCCUUAUCAAUUCGGUAAUGUUCUUCUUAACUGUUAAUUUCUGGAACUGCAUUCAGGAGGUGAUGUCUUCCAAAGAAACUCUUUUCGUGGAUCCAGCAAGCAAGUGUUUAUGAGACUGAAACAAAUCAACAAAUCGUCUUGUCUUUAUUGUUUUGACUGACCUCCCAACAGAGUCAACACAUCAUUCUGUGGUGUCCUAGCUAAUGUUAAUAGCGUUAAAUAUUUCUCCAUGAUUUGUACAAAGCUACGAUUAGGCAUAGAAUAGGAAGAUCGCUCCUUAUAAGAGAACAUUCGUUGUGCUUCGUAAAUGUAAUGUAUGUUAGUGUAACGAAUUUGAUGCGGCAUAUCAUCUUGUUUUGGGGUGCCCCUGUGUCACCCCCAUUGUUUACCUGGUCGUAGUCCAAAUAAUAACAAACAAAGGUGAAGUUGGAGUGACACUGGGAGCUUUGCGUAUUUCCCCUCUCUUCAAAAAGGACUUCAAAGCGGUCUUUGAUACAGUGCUUUUGACAGAGCGUUGCGAAGCUGACCCAGGUGUGCCAUGCGUCUCUCAUCUUUCCUCGCCGUAUUCCGGCCUGCCCUCCCCCUCAUCCUGGGGCUUUCUUUGGGCUGCAGCCUGAGUCUGCUGAUGGUGUCAUGGACUCAGGGGGACACGGAGGAGACCUGUGGUGAUGAGCUUGGGAAUGGAGGUUUGUUUGCCGGCGGUCAUUUGGGAGAAUCUCAGGAUAACCUGGCGGGUGGAGCUGGAAACGAAGACUUCCAGCCACGUAUUGUGCCCUAUCACAAGGACCCCAACAAACCACACAAGAAAGUUCUCAGGACGCGCUAUAUCCACACGGAGCUGGGCAUCCGAGAGCGCCUCCUGGUGGGCAUCCUGACGUCCCGCGCCACCCUGAACACGCUGGGCGUGGCGGUGAACCGCACAGUGGCGCACCACUUCCACCGCACCUUCUUCUUCACGGGCCUGCGUAGCGCCAAGGCGCCGCACGGCAUGUCGGUGGUGACGCACGGCGAUGACCGGCCUGUGUGGCUCAUGUACGAGACGGUGCGCCACCUGCACCAGCACCACGGCAACGACUACGACUGGUUCUACCUGGCGCAGGACGACACGUACACGCAGGCUGAGCGCGUCAUGGAGCUGGCGGGCCACCUGAGCGCCGGCCAGGACCUGUACAUGGGCCGUGCCGAGGAGUUCAUCGGCGGCGACGAGCGCGCGCGCUAUUGCCAUGGUGGCUACGGUUACCUGCUCUCACGCAGCCUGCUGGCCCGCCUGCAGACGCACCUGGACUCCUGCCGCAAUGACAUCCUCAGCGUCAGGCCUGACGAAUGGCUGGGCCGCUGCAUCAUCGACUAUCUGGGUCUGAGCUGUGUGGAGGUGCACCAGGAGAUGACGUACCGUUACUUUGAGCUCCGUAAGAACGCCGACCCCGAGCGUGAGGACAGCCCACAGUUCAAGAACGCCUUCACCGUGCACCCGGUGUCCGAGCCAGGCCUGAUGUACCGCCUGCACAAGCGUUUCAGCCAGAUCGAGCUGGACUGGACCUACACUCAGAUCCAGCAGCUGCAGGCUCAGAUCAGUAACCUGAGUGAGCUGACCCCCGAGGGCAAGGCUGGCGCCACGUGGCCCGUGGGCAUCAACCCGCCCUUCCACCCCAAGACCCGCUUUGAGGUCAUCAACUGGGAGUACUUCACCGAGGACCACAUCUACUCGUGCGCCGACAGCGCGCCCAAGUGCGAGCUGCGCGGUGCCGACCGCGCCGACGUGAGCGCCGUCCUCGAGACGGCCGUGGAGCGCCUCAACGAGCGCUACCAGCCUCAGCUGCGCUUCAGCAAGCGUCGACUGCUCAACGGCUACCGGCGCUUUGACCCCACGCGGGGCAUGGAGUACCAGCUGGACCUGGCGCUCGAGGCCUACACGCAGAAGGGCCACAGCCAGGUGAUCGCCAAGCGCGUGGGCCUCCUGCGUCCGCUCAGCGCUGUGGAGAUCAUCCCCAUGCCCUACGUCACGGAGGCCACGCGCGUACAGGUCAUCCUGCCGGUGACAGCGCGUGAGCAGGACUACGUGGGCAACUUCCUGGGCCGCGUGAUGAAGCUGGCGCUGGACCACAUGCUUGUUAGCGUGCUACUCGCCUUCCUGUUUGUCUACGACCCGUUCGAUGCGCAGCGCGUCAGCCAGACGGACGUGUUCGCCGGCGCCAAGGCCAUGAUUGGCGAAGUGGAGAAGCGUUACGCCGAUGUCAAGAUCCCCUGGAUCAGCGUCAAGACCGAAGUGCCCUCGCAGGUCAAGCUCAUGGACAUCAUCUCCAAGAAGCACCCAGUGGACACGCUCUUCUAUCUGGCCAGCGUGUGGACCGAGGUCAACGCCGACUUCCUCAACCGCUGCCGCAUGAACGCCAUCAGCAACUGGCAGGUCUUCUUCCCCAUCCACUUUCAGGAGUACAGUCCGGCGCUGGUCUACCGCGACCAGCAGCCCUCGGCCUCCUCCUCCUCGUCGCUGGGCUCGGACACGCUCCACGACGGCCACUUCGACCGGCACGUCUUCGAGGAGGCCUGCUUCUACAACGCCGACUACAUGGCGGCGCGCACCAAGAUGGCCGCCGACAUCCUGGACAACGACGAGCUGCUGGAGAGCAUGGACGUGUACGACGUCUUCGUGCGCUACUCGGGCCUGCACGUGUUCCGCGCCGUGGAGCCAGCGCUGGUGCAGAAGUACGUGCGGCGCACGUGCAACCCGCGCUUCAGCGAGGACAUCUACCACCGCUGCAUGCUCAGCAACCUGGAGGGGCUGGCCUCGCGCUCGCACCUGGCCAUGGCGCUGUUCGAGCAGGAGCAGGCCAACAGCACCUAAGCUUACCUGGGACACACCUGACCCCCCCUAUCCCCCUCCCCACUCUCAACUUGAGGGUCAAACUGACUUGCUUGGUGUUUUCCCAGACAAUCUGACCUUAUUCUGACAUUAACUGGUGAACUUAACUUUUCCUAAGCUGGAAGGAGUCAGGCGAUGCCAUGAACACAAUUCCCUCCGGCAGACUUGUACGCCGGGGUGGGGAUGCGGAACUUGCCAACAGUACAAGUUUUCUGCUGUACUUUAAGCACAUAUUUCAAUGUUGGAAUGACCAGGGACGGCCUAAACUAAGUUGUUUCAGGCCAUGUCAUGAUAAUGUAUGCUCACUGUGCCAGUGAAGAAGCUGCCUUCUCCUGCUGUACUGUGGGGAUGG
Messenger RNA from Alosa alosa (allis shad), 3657 nucleotides. It is a transcript of the gene chpf2, whose product is annotated as chondroitin polymerizing factor 2. NCBI's taxonomy places the organism in Eukaryota, Metazoa, Chordata, Actinopteri, Clupeiformes, Clupeidae. Gene Ontology annotation, molecular function: glucuronosyl-N-acetylgalactosaminyl-proteoglycan 4-beta-N-acetylgalactosaminyltransferase activity. Gene Ontology annotation, cellular component: Golgi cisterna membrane. The record is from RefSeq and is a predicted model, not a curated record.